Messenger RNA from Histoplasma mississippiense, 384 nucleotides. RefSeq lists its product with no specific name. NCBI's taxonomy places the organism in Eukaryota, Fungi, Ascomycota, Eurotiomycetes, Onygenales, Ajellomycetaceae. The transcript has 2 exons. The coding region runs from base 1 to 384 and encodes 127 amino acids. The record is from RefSeq and is a predicted model, not a curated record.
AUGCGCUCAGCUCUUUACUUCGUUACGGAAUUGCUUGCCGCUGGCUCUGCCGUGGCAUCCGCUGUCCCCUCCACUGGCGAUGUAGGAGGAGAAGACUUGAAGGUUGUCAACCUCACUGAGGACGACCUGGAACCGAUCCCUGACGGAGUCUGCAAGAACAAGAACCGAACAGACUGCUAUAAAGUCAGCACCAGGGCGGGAACUUGCAUUAAUUUGGUGUCCUCGAACGGGAAACCAUUCGUAUCUGCCUCAUCGGCUGGCAGCUGUCAAUGUGUGGCCUACUCUAAAAGGGGAUGUCCCAUCUGGAGCGGAGAUAGUUACGGUUUUACCGUUCCCACGACUUUCAGUUUCAAUGCGAAUAGCAUCCAAUGCUACAUCUAUUAA